UGUUAAAAGGCCAUAGCCACAUCUAAUUGGCACUUCAUAAAGGUGGUUUAGUUAUUGGGAAGCAGAGAAAGAAAAGGAGGAAGCACUUUUUAAGACGGUGAAGAAGAGCAAAGGUGAAAUUAUGGGUUCUUCUCCGGCAACAUAUUGUGUUACCGGAGCAACAGGGUAUAUUGGUUCAUGGCUUGUGGAGGCUCUUCUUGAAAGAGGGUACACUGUUCAUGCUACUGUUAGAGAUCCUGAAAAGUCACUACACCUGUUGUCAUUGUGGACAAGAGGUGACCGAUUGAGAAUUUUCAAGGCGGAUUUGAAUGAAGAAAGAAGUUUCGAUGAGGCUGUGAAAGGCUGUGAUGGCGUUUUUCAUGUUGCAGCUUCAAUGGAAUUCAAUGUGGUUCAGAAAGAAAACAUCGAGGCCUGUGUUCAAGCAAAUAUAAUUGAUCCAGCAAUAAAAGGAACCAUAAACCUUCUAAAGUCCUGCUUGAAUUCCAAUUCUGUGAAAAGGGUUGUUUUCACAUCUUCAAUAAGUACCAUCACUGCUAAAGAUAGCAGUGGGAAGUGGAAACCUCUUGUUGAUGAAUCUUGCCAAAUCCAAAGUGAACUUGUGUUGAAAACACAAGCAAGUGGGUGGGUUUAUGCACUUUCAAAGCUUCUAACAGAAGAGGCAGCAUUUAAGUUUGCAAAAGAGAAUGGCAUUGAUCUUGUGUCAGUCAUAACAGCCACUGUUGCUGGCCCAUUCUUCACUGCUAGUGUACCAUCAAGUGUUAAAGUCCUACUGUCACCAAUAACAGGUGAACCUGAGUUCUUCAAGAUAUUAUCUUCUGUAAAUGCACGAAUGGGGUCAAUUGCUUUAGUUCACAUUGAAGAUAUAUGCAGUGCACACAUAUUCCUAAUGGAGCAUUCUAAAGCAGAAGGUCGAUACAUAUGCAGCAGCCAAAGUUGUCCAUUAGACAUGUUGGCUAAUCUUCUUGCCAAAGAGUAUUCCUACUCAAGCAAGAAAAGGAUUGCGGAGAAGAAUUAUGAUAAUGUUCCUUCUGAGAUUUCCUCAAAGAAGUUAAAAGAGUUGGGUUUUAGUUACAAGCAUGGGCUUGAAGACAUAAUCCAUCAGACAAUUAUUUGUUGCCUAGAUUAUGGUUAUUUACCUCCCAUUAGACAAUAGUCUUUCAACACUACUGUACAUGAUUUUAAAACUUUUGUAAUUUUUUUUUUUGUGAUCACAAAAUAAAUGAAGUCAUAUUCUAAAGAGAACAAGUUCCUUCUUGAGUAUUUGUAUGGACAAAACUUAUAAACA
Glycine soja is the source of this 1285-nucleotide messenger RNA. Its product is annotated as putative anthocyanidin reductase. The record is from RefSeq and is a predicted model, not a curated record. NCBI's taxonomy places the organism in Eukaryota, Viridiplantae, Streptophyta, Magnoliopsida, Fabales, Fabaceae. The transcript has 6 exons. Gene Ontology annotation, molecular function: oxidoreductase activity, acting on the CH-OH group of donors, NAD or NADP as acceptor. Bases 122 to 1153 code for a protein of 343 amino acids.